Messenger RNA from Suncus etruscus (white-toothed pygmy shrew), 1561 nucleotides. It is a transcript of the gene PRXL2A, whose product is annotated as peroxiredoxin like 2A. The transcript has 5 exons. NCBI's taxonomy places the organism in Eukaryota, Metazoa, Chordata, Mammalia, Eulipotyphla, Soricidae. The record is from RefSeq and is a predicted model, not a curated record. Bases 265 to 957 code for a protein of 230 amino acids.
AGAGAGCUCGUUCUGUAUCACCGCUCACUGGUAAACUCCUGGAGCGAAGCCACACGUGUCCUUGUACCCUCGGGGCUCCUUCUCUGCUGAGCUCCUCGCAGGCUUAGUGGCCCUUGUCAGUCCCACCUCUUGACGCUGCUGCUCCUCCUCCUUUGCCUCCGGCCUUCUGGGCAAUUGCCCAGUCUGAGUCUCGGCCUGGGAGAUCAGAUUCCAGCCUUCUCGUGGGAGCAGUAACGUCUUCUUCCUUCCUCCCAAUCUCCAGAAAUGUCUUUUCUCCAGGAUCCGAGUUUCUUCACCAUGGGGAUGUGGUCCAUUGGUGCCGGGGCCCUGGGGGCUGCUGCCUUGGCUUUACUCCUGGCCAACACCGACAUGUUUCUAGCCAAGCCCCAGAAAGCAACACUGGAGUAUCUGGAGGAUAUAGACCUGAAAACAAUAGAGAUGGCACCAAAGACUUUCAAAGCAAAGGAGCUCUGGGAAAAGAAUGGAGCUGUGAUCAUGGCCGUGCGGAGACCUGGCUGCUUCUUAUGUCGAGAGGAGGCAGCUUCCCUGUCAGCUCUGAAACCCAAGCUGGAGGAGCUGGGCGUUCCCCUCUACGCAGUGGUGAAGGAGCAGGUGAAGACGGAGGUGAAAGACUUCCAGCCUUACUUCAAUGGAGAAAUCUUCUUGGAUGAUCAGAAGAAGUUCUUCGGUCCUCAGAGGCGCAAGAUGAUGUUUAUGGGAUUUGUCCGGCUGGGAGUCUGGUACAAUUUCUUCCGUGCCCGGAAGGGAGGCUUCUCCGGAAACCUGGAAGGGGAAGGCUUCAUCCUUGGGGGAGUUUUUGUGGUGGGAGCAGGAAAACAGGGCAUUCUUCUUGAGCACCGAGAGAAAGAAUUUGGAGACAAGGUAAACUCAGCUUCCAUUCUGGAAGCUGCUAGGAAGAUCAAACGACAGACUUCAUCAAUCUCAGCGAAUAAGUGAUUGUGUGUUUGGCUCAGCUCAGGAAUAACCAAGGGCACUUAGUGGGGUCCAGGAGCUGCGUUAGACUUCCACUCUCGGCACUAAAGCAUAGAAACCUGCUUAGAUGAUGGUCUCAUCGGGCAUCAGUGACACCCUGUGCUCUCUCUAGGUGCCCAGUGUCACCAUAUGGCCCCCAAACAAGACUGAUAAAGAUCUGAAAAGCUUGUGAGGGUUCUUACAGCUAAACCAUGGAACACAUAAGGCAUAAAGUUGAAUGUUGCAUCUCAUUACAAAUACAUGUGGUGUUUGAGUGCCAUUAUUUGAAAUUAGUUUUAUCUUCAUAUCUUUAGAAAUCUAAGAAGACUUGAUGAUUGACUAAAGAUUAAGGAUGUAAGGUUCCUAUGACUUGUAUGAUGUUUAAGUAAUAUUGGUAUAAAAGGAAUUGAUUGAUGCUCUUGAUUACUUGAUAAUGGUAAAUUAUAAAAGGAAAACUGCAUUCCUUGUCUCCCAUGGGUUUUUCUAGGAAAAUUAUCAUAUUUUGCUCCAAUGAAAUGAUGCCUCGGAAAUUACCUGUAAAUACAAGUUUUUCUAGUAAAACUUGCAAUAAAAAAAAUAUUUACCACAA